CUGUUGUUGCCGCGGGGGACCUCAAAAUAUGGCGGGGCGGAGGCGGGUUCUGAACUGUCAGCUGCCCGGAGCCAUCUCUGCAUUGUUCUGUUACUGAACAGAAAGUGUGGAGUUGUGUUGGGCAGGGCGUCGGGGAGUCGCAAUGUUUCUGUGAAUGUCGUCUCAUCUGAGUGCUGGAAUAAGAAGAAUAUACUUUUCUUCUGUACAAGUACAUCAGUAUUUUCCAUCUGCCAAAUAAACACAGAUUUGGGACCAUGGAGCCAUAUGAAGAGUUUUGCAAGAAACAGUUAGCCAGAAUCCAAGUAAAGGAAAUUCUCCAUGAUGACAUAUCCGUAAACAAACAGAGGUUGUCUGUGAUCAAGUUCCAUGGUGUUGCAGUGCUUUCUCCAUUGCUGACUGCUGAAAAGAAGCAAGAGAUGCAGCAAUAUCGACAGAGGGCUAUAGAGCUGAAUGAGAAGAAACAAAACUGCAGGAAAACAUCCUUGCUGACCCGUGUCCAGGAGAUAUUGGAAUCUGUUCAGGUAAAAAAGGCACCCGGUGUAAAUGUUCUCACAGAUAGUGAGGCUGUUGAUCAGAUGCCGAGUAAUAAAAACUUGAAUGGAUUUACAAUCCUUCCGAAUGUCCUCAGCUUGCCAGUGUUUUCUGCUCAGCACGAGCCUACAAAAUUUGAAAAGUCUUUGGAAAAUGUACUACACAGUUCAGAGUCAAAUUCAAUGGACGCAAUACCUGUCGAAAAGAACAGUUUGCCCAUAAAAAAUUCAACAAGCCCGACCACAGAACAAACCAAGGACUUAUCUUGUGAAAUGUCUUUGAGCCCACCACAGUCAGAAUGUGAAACCGUUUCUAGGGAGGCUCCAGAUCCAUACAAAAUGAGCCUUCAGAACCUUCUCAAAAAGUCCAGAGAGUACAUUGAAAGAGAGCAAAGUAGACGUCAUCUGAGGAACCUCUCAAAGGGUAGUGUCAGUGAAAGCCAUUCUGACAAAGAAAACGACACUAUAAAAAUAAGUAACUCCUUAAAAGAGAAGGCCAAAGUUCUGAGCAGGAGCAGAAGCUGCAGCCCUUUGAUGAUUGAAAAGCCAAUGCUGAAUAAAUCCAAUACCCUUCUGCAAGCUGCCUCUAGCCAAGGUCAGAGCUUGCUGUCCAGCUCUCUGUCAACCCUCUCUAAUGCAGAUCUUCCUGUGAUCUCUGGUUCAUCUUCUCUUGUUGAAAGUGAAUCGGAUGAGGAACUCAAAUGUUCUUUUGCUGACUGUGAAAGUAACAUUCUAAAAAGUCUAACGGGAUCUUAUGCCAAAUUGCCUAGUCCAGAGCCAAGUUUAAGUCCAAAAAUGCACAGGAGACGUCCAAGGCCUUUAUCAGCAGGGAAUAUAGUUAUUACUUAUCCAGUCAACGCGUAUGAUUUAAGCCCCAAGGAAAAUGUUAAAGCAAUGGAAUUUCCAAAGAUGGCAGAAAAAACAUCCUUUUCUGAUCCUGUGCCAAAGCAUGAUGACUAUAAUGCAGGUCUUUUCCCCGUUAAAAGACAUUCUUUAAAUACAAACAAUGCUGCUUUUGUUACAAAUCUUACAGGAUUGCCUGGAUGCAUUGCAGCAGAUUUUGGCAAUAUGUCAGGCAGUGCAAAUAUUAGAACUGAUGAUCAACAGACAGUGGUCGCAAGAGGGCCACGGCAAAUGAAAGCAACCUCAACAUUUGGGAAAGUGCCUGAUUCUAGUGUAUUGCAUCAACAUACGGACCCAGAUACAAUAAUACAGCAUGGGAUUAAAACAAAUUGCUCGCCAGAAAUGAUAAAUCACUCCUCACCAGUAGAACUCAAUAAAUCUUAUGAUGUGGAAACACCAUCACCAAUCUUGAUGCAGAGCCAAGGUUCAAGUCAAACCACAGAGACUCCACUUGGGCCCUGUCUUAGAGAACCAUUUUUAGAAAACAGGUCUGAUGUUCAGAUUAAACGUAGGCUUGAACUAGACUUAGACAUUACACCGGCUGUCUCAGGGGAGCAAGAGAAGAGAUGGAUUCAUAAGCAAAGGAACCGGAGUGGGUCUCUGCAGUUGUCUUCUACUGAGAUCAGCAAAGGUAGUCUAGGAGAUCAUUUUAAGAAGAAGAUGCUUGCUUUUGAAGAUAUGAGAAAAAAACUUGAAGAACAACAUUCAUACCAGCUGUCGCUGCUGAUUGCUGAACAGGAAAGAGAGCAAGAGAAAUUAAAAAUGGAGUUUGAAGAAGAAGAAAAGCAACUGAGGUUAAAGGACACCGAUAGUCCUUCUCGGACAUUAGACAAUGGCAGUAUGAUUCCUGACAGAAAUAGCAGAACUGAAAGCAGUGUCCAAGAAAGGGUGGAUAAUUGUCAUUCAUGUUCCACCUAUAACAGUGUUGGAUCAGUUUCGGCCACUUCUCUACAUAGCUACAGUUCUACAAACGAGUCUUCAUUGGGUCUGUGGGGACCUGUAAAGAGUAGAGCACCCAGCACGUCAGUCUCAAAUUCUCAUGGGAGAGCCAAAACAAGAUGGUCUCAGGUGUACAGUCCUGCGAUGCAGAGGAAAUUUAACAAAGCUACAGCACUGGCAAAAGGCUUUCUUACACGUAGACUUAUGCAGACGGAGAAGCUGAACAACCUAAAAAAAACUGUGAAAGACACUGCAGAAUUUAUGAGAACAUUUCAGUCUGAAUUUCCACUAAGCCGAGGGAUGGUAUCUUCACAAGAUGCUUCCCUACAGGAAAGAGUUCUAGCACAACUAAGAGCUGCCUUGUAUGAAAUACAUGAUAUUUUUUUGGCAAUGGAACCUGCAGAAAGAAUGAACAUUCUUGCUCAUGACAGAGAGCUGCGCCGUGAGAAGAUGAUCAGAAAUAUGGAAAAAGUGAAGAGCCCUAGAGACCGCGUGACCCUUUCAUCUGCAACUCAGAAGUCCUUGGACAGGAAAAAGCUCACAAGGGUGGUCCAUAUUGGCAUGUCUAAUAAAAAACUCCAAUCCAAACCAAGGGCCUCAGAAAACAGAAUCCUUCAGCCAAAUCAGGGACAAAAUGCACCCGUGCACAGGCUUCUUAGCAGAGAAGGGAGUAUUUACAAGAAAAACCCAAAGAAGGAAGCCAAAUGUUGCGACAAUUUAAGAAGACAACAUUCUUUGGGAUAGAAAUUCAUGGCAUCAUUUUCUCCCAUAAACCAUAAAUUAAGCAGCACAUAACUGGUUUUGUGUUUGCACAUGCCACCGUAGCCACUUAAUGGCAGAUUUCCAGUUCCACAGACGGGACAGUUUUUAUAGGCAACAUUAAAAUGCCCUUAUUCAAAUUCUGAGCACAGACCCUGGUAUUUAGCAACAAUUCAGGUUGCCACAAGCACUUUUUAAAGCUACCAAUGCCUAUAGCCUGUGACACCGCACCAUCUAGAGGUCAGAAUUGAUAAUGUGGAAAAAACAGUAAGCCUGAUUUAUCAGAAAUAGGGGGAAUCCUGUGGGAUACCUAGUAGAUUCCUUGAAUUAGAUCUUUGAUUGGAUUCAAAUAAUAACCACCCAUAGAUUCGAUCAUUUUAAACAGAAUCAAUAUAUAAGAUUAUCUGAGCCUUCCAGUUGGUUUAUACCUCAUAGGCAUGGGUAACUUACUUGUCUUUAGGGAUGUGCUGAAUCAAUUAACCAAAAUUUUUAAUUUGGCCAAAUUCCAAUUCCAAAUCCUCUACAAAAGGUUCACCCCAAUACAGAACUGUAUCAAAGCCAUAUUCAGAUUUGAGACCAUUUUUUUAAAAUGGUAUCCGUUGUGAAUAAAACAUUGUCACAUUCAGAUCAGUCACAUGAUUUUAAGGUUUCAGAUGCUUGAUUCACUGCAUCUUUUUUUCUGUAAGAUUGAAGAUCAGUACAGUCAUUAACCCUUAAUUUAUUAAACCUUAUGGAUUGAUCAGUUCAUAAAAUGCUUUUAGCUUUUGUUAUACAAAUGUGCUGACAGUUUGAAGAUGCAUGCAACAAUCUGCAUGGGGUUUGCAAUGCUUUCCGUUCUUCUUUGGUUUGCAUGUUGGAAAGCAGUUCUACGUGUUUUAAACUGUAGGGCAUUAUUUUGUUGACUAGUUCCCUUAAAUUGUGUUUUACAGUAUAGAAAGUAUAAUUUACGUUUAUUGUGGAUGCUCUUUGAACAAAAUAGGAAGCAGGUUGAAGUGCAGAAAGUAUCCGUAAGGUGGGCAGGCAGGUAAAGUGAAAAAAUGUCUUAAUAGUGGUUAUAAAACAACGAAUUUAAAAUGAAUGAAGGUUAUUUUUGUGCAUUGGCCAUGGUGAAGAUAAGUUGCAAUAUACCCUAAAUUGUUGUUCUGACUGUGCAUUUAGUGGGCAUUGCUACUCUGAAAGUAAAAUGAACUCAUUGUGCUUGAUUAAUGGUUCUUGUAGCUGUAUGUUUCAUCCAAAAAACUCAGAUUAGAAUAGCUCAGACUGUUUCAGUUGUGUUAGCGUUGCCACCAAACUAAGAACCCUUAGGGCCGGUCACAUGACACACUUUGCUGUGAUUGCUUUUAUUUUAACAUGUAAAUCAGCUGUAAGUUUGUGGUUCUUUAAAGAGGUAUUCUUAUUCACCUCUGUGAUGUUGAGUGUUCGCCUUAAAUGCAAAUUCAGGCUUGUUUUCAACACAUUAGCAGCUGACAUUAGAAUUACACCAAACACUUGGGCCUCACAUCUAAAUUUGAUAGAAGCCAGUUAAUGCCAGUGCCACCAUAUUGUUCAAUCCUCAAGCUUUUUAAUCAAAGUGGCCUUACAUGGGCUGAUAUUAUCCGCUGACUAAGCUUCAUCAGACUUGGCAGCCUAUAUGUAUGGGUCUUCCCAAAUGUCUACCCUAUAUUUAUCUAGCUGAAUGUUGGCCAAGUAUUUAUUGGGCAUGUUUGAAAAUCCUAUUAAGUAAACAACAUAUUUUCAGUGUGAUGUGGUUCAGUGUGUGGUUGACAAAAUCAGGUAGAGAUCCACUCUUUAGUGACCCUGCCAAACACACAGAUCUUAACACAGCCUUGUGGUAUAACUUUAUUUAGACUAUAGACUACCGUGAGAUUGGGCCCUGAGACCAAUAAAAUAUACACUACGGUAUUUAUUUUAUGUACUAACAGCUUGCUGCAUGUAGCUUCCUAUCUGAUCCUUCUAUAGAAUUCAGGCUUUGCAAAAUAUUGUUCAUCCUAUUAAAAUAUAUUAUAGUACUAAUAUUAUAAGUGCAUGCUUGUUGAUAUCAACAAUUCCAUAUUUCCAGAUUUACCAUUGGUUACAGUUAAACAAGACUGUUCAAAUAAAGUGCCCAUUUUGGAGGUUAAGCAAACAAUAUCUCAGUGACUAAUUGAAACUGGGCGUUUUUUUUCCCCCCUCCUUUUUUUCACGUUCAGGGUAGUUUUAUAGAUGCCAAAUUAUUGUUUUGUGGCUAAGUUAUCCUUUAUAAAUGUGCCUACUUUGUGUUUCUGACUUUUUGUAGCUCUUUUGCCCUUGAAGGCACCUGCAGUUAUAACUACGAGCAUUUGUUCAACUUUGGACUGAUCCGUGGAGCCUUUAAUGAUGGCCUCCGCUGUUGGCUGAGCUAUAGUUUCCCCAUUUUUUUUAUAACAAACUUUUUUCAGCAUUUUUAUUCAGUUUACAGAAAUCUUUCUAAGCAGUGGUUCCUAUAGACAACAGCCACAACUGUGAGCUUCUCAUGGCCUUUUCUCUCGUCAAGUGCCAGGAUGUUUUUUAUGUACAUUUUUCUUAUUUAUAUAUAAUAUUUAAGUUUCAUGAAAAUGGAUUUCUUUUAGGAAGUGUAUUUAUUUUUGUAUGUUUUGUACUGUAUGUGCUCCUGGUUUUUGCUUGUUUUUGUUUUUCUUUAUAUUAAUAAAAUGCUUUGUCUGAA
This is a messenger RNA of Xenopus laevis (African clawed frog), 5814 nucleotides long. It is a transcript of the gene ccp110.L, whose product is annotated as centriolar coiled-coil protein 110kDa L homeolog. The transcript is spliced from 15 exons. The record is from RefSeq and is a predicted model, not a curated record. Gene Ontology annotation, biological process: centriole replication; ciliary basal body organization; centrosome duplication. Lineage: Eukaryota; Metazoa; Chordata; Amphibia; Anura; Pipidae. Bases 255 to 3116 code for a protein of 953 amino acids. Gene Ontology annotation, cellular component: centriole.